This is a messenger RNA of Esox lucius (northern pike), 9191 nucleotides long. RefSeq names its product lysine methyltransferase 5C (gene kmt5c). Gene Ontology annotation, molecular function: protein binding; histone H4K20 methyltransferase activity. The record is from RefSeq and is a predicted model, not a curated record. The transcript has 9 exons. The coding region runs from base 514 to 7332 and encodes 2272 amino acids. Gene Ontology annotation, cellular component: nucleus. Lineage: Eukaryota; Metazoa; Chordata; Actinopteri; Esociformes; Esocidae.
ACAACGGAUACAGCUCAAGUUUGGUUUCACUGCAGCAGUAUAGCUCGUCCAACUUCUGAUACGAAAAUAGCAAAGAAACAUAACAAUCAAUUUAUUCCCUCAGGUUGGUCCUAUUGGUGUGGAAACUAACUGGCUAUUUUAUCCGAUAACAUCUACCUUUGUGGCGUUGAAUCAACGAGUCAACACCAAUAAAUUGUCCUACUGUGUUUUGGCGGACCAGCUAACGUACCAGUUAGCUGACUGGACAUCAUCUGACAUUAUAGCGAGCUAGCGCGAAUUGCUAGCUACUACGGAUACAAUCUAACGUUAGAUAUCGACUUUCAUUACCAAAGACUCCCAGGCACAAUGAGAGGUCUAGCUGGCAGGUAGUUGCACAUACAUAAAGGCUUUCUUUUGUAUGUGAGUACGACUACGAGGACAACUUGACUCAAUUGUGGGUGCCGGUGGUUGUUGUCAGAUCUCCCUGUCCUUUGACCCUGACCCCUGUCUUCAGCAUGCUGAUGGUGGGAGACAAUGGACGGAUGCACUAAAAUGAGUGUCACAGAGCUGUGUGAGACGGAUGACCUGGCCACCAGCUUGGUGCUGGACCCCUUGCUGGGAUUCAGCACCCAUAAAAUGAACGUCAGUCCACCCCCAGAGGUCCGUCGUUGGGGAUACCUCAAGGAGACUCUGCUACGCUUCCAACGCACACAUGACCUGCAGGCCACUUUCGAAGCCCUCACAGUGGGAGAUUGGGCGAGUGACUACUUCACUGGGCUGGGCACCCACCGCCUGGAGCUGCUGAAACAGCAUGUGUAUCGCUACCUCUGUGCCUUCCUGUUGGAUAGCGGUGUCCAGAUUGAGUCAUGUGACCGAUACUCUUCAGAAACGAAUGGAGCAAAGAUAACCUCAACUAAGCACUGGUUUGUUGGUGAACGGGUGGAGGUUCUGCUGGGAUGUAUAGCUGAGCUAAGUCCAGCAGACAGUGCGGUUCUGAGAGCAGGUGUGAACGACUUCAGUGUGAUGUACUCCACUCGUAAGCGCUGUGCACAACUCUGGCUUGGGCCUGCUGCUUUCAUCAACCACGACUGCAGACCAAACUGUAAGUUUGUUCCUGGCGAUAAGAAUGGAGCCUGUGUAAAAGUGGUGAGGCCCAUUGCACCUGGGGAGGAGAUCACCUGUUACUAUGGCGACAGCUUUUUUGGAGAAGACAAUGAAAUGUGUGAAUGUUGUACAUGUGAGAGGAAGGGAGAGGGUCACUUCCGACACAGAGAGAGACAGCCUGGGUGUGAUGAUUCAAAUGACUUGGUUGGCCAGAAGUACCGGCUCAGAGACACAGACCUUCGUCUUAACAGAGGAAAAGCACACCUCCCUCCUACGUUUCGGCCUACAUUUCUAUUUACUAAUUCAGCUAUCCCUUCAAGGAAUUCCUUUACCCAGCGGAUGAAAAGAAAUGCGUUGAUGAUGAGCAGAAAGACUAAAAGGUGGAAACAAGACGGGAAAAAGCGGCGAUCGGUAAUGAAGCAGCAACGGCUCAUAAUGCCAUCCCUGUCAGAGGUGGUGUUAAGGGAUCUAAUGGUUCGAGUGCGUCGCCACACGGUCAACUUCCUCUUGAGCUGCAAGGACCCCACCAGCAAAGAGAGGGCCUUGCUGCACCAGCUUGAACAUGUGCAGACGAACGAGUGGAAGAAAGAACAGUCUGAUCUCCACUGUACAAACAAAGAGAAUGAUGGAAAGGAGAAGAGCAGCAGUGCUUUUGAGUUGAAUCUAAAGCCUUUUACUCUUCACUCUUCCUUGUCUUCUCAAGAGACGGCAGAACCAGCCGUUUGUGGGCAGAUCCUGGGUGGCAAACCUGUACGAGUGUUGGAUAAAGUAUCUGUCCAGACAAGGAUCUCUUCCAGAACAAGAAGUAUGAUCAGAAACACACCGCAGUCCAUUUCCAGAGCCAAUAAGAACAACAAAAUCAUUAGCAAGCGCACUGACUUAUCCAAACCCGUUUGUGGAAAAGGCAGCAGUGGAAGUCUUCAGAAACACAUAGAUAGCUGUUGUGUAAAAGAUGCUACACAGAAUGACUUAAAAGAUAUUUCUGGAACCAAUUGCAUAACCAUCGGAAAUAACCCUAGCCUCAAUAAUGAUGUGUCAUACAUCAGCAACAGAACAUAUACUGGAGGAAGCAGACUCAAAGGCAGCAAGGCUCAGGGUGCAGAUGAGGAACCACUGGAUGUGGCAGUAGAAACUGUUAGAGAAGUGGAAAGUAAUGGGACCCUUGUGGAGAGCAAACCCACUGGUAAAAAAGUAGAACUUUGCCAAAGUGCUUUGGAUAAAGACAAGAAACCUGGGAAUCUUCAAAAACCAGUUAGAACUGCCCUUGACACUAAUGAUCUUACCACCGAUUCUGUGUGUCCCCCCUCACUUCCAGUAUUGUCAGGACUUAAGCAAGUCACAGUUAGCUUGAUAAGAGUGUCAAUGCCAGGAAGUGUAGAAGAAAGGGCCUGUCCAGGAGUGGAGGAAAAAGACAUUGUGAGAAUACAGAGCAGCAUACCAGUUCAAGCAGAACAGAUGGGUAGAUCAGCUACUCAAGGAGGAGAGGCAGAAACCAGAGUGUCCAGGUCCCAGCAAAACACAAGGAAAGGACGAGGCAGGAAGUUGUCAGAAGCUGAAGGUAAGAAAGGGGUGAGGGAAAUGUUUUUCAAAGCUAAGAUUAACAAAGUUGGUGUAGGGUCGGAGCAGACGACUGUGGUAAAGGGUGCUUUAUUACAUGAUGAAAAGGAGGGAGGUAAUAAGGUCAUUGAAAUACAAGCUGCUUGUGGGCUGGAACAGGGUAGUGUUGCUGGAAAAGGGCACAGCGAGAGUGUAAGUGACACUGACAUAGGGAGAAAUGAAAAUUGUAAAAGUGUACAAACUACAGUUGCCUGUGAUAAGAGGGUGCUUAGAGGGCAAAAUGAGGCAGAAAAACUGAGUAAUGGAAAAGCACCAGGAGGACAAAAUGGCAAAAGUUGUAACCACAUUAUUGGAAAAGAUAAAGGUAAGAAUGACAGAAUGUCUGAAAUGAUAAUAAAGAAGGGUAGCAUGCCCAUAACUAGGGUGAAGGAGGGUAUUGUCAUUAAACAGGUGAGGGUUCUACUUUCUGAUAUUUUAAUUAAAGAGAGGAAUCAGAAGGCUUGCAGCACAGAGAGUGGGAACACAGAAAAAAUUGAGAUAUCCGCCAAGCAUAAGGAAAUGGAAGAUGUCAGGGAGGCAAAUAAGGAUGAAGAGAAAGGGGUUAGACAGCACAUUUCAGAAGCACAGAUAAAUAGUUUGUCUGAAGCAACAACGCCAAGUGGGGAAAAUCUCAGAAGGGGGAGGGGGAGACCUAAAAAGAUGAAACCUCAUGAUCAUGGUGAAGACUUAAAGGUUCCCUCACCACAGAGUAAAAGUAAUGAAUUAGUUCCAACAGAAUAUAGGCUUCCCCAGUCUCCUCCUUGUUCAGAAUAUAUUCAGACACAUACCCAGGCAAACAUUCCUCUGAAGAAACGUAUGUUCCGGAAUUCUGUAGAGAUAGACUCUGAGCAGAGCAUCAGCUCUCCUGUGUCGGAGCCAUCCCGCAAGGAUGUCGAACCCUCCACAGAGCUGAGGCGGGACCUUACGCUCUGUUCAGGAAGAGAAACCAAAGCUACCAAAGUGCUGAAGGAGGACAGAGGUAGAGCUGGGCUGCGGUCUAAUAGUGACCCUAAAUUGACUAUUUCAGGGCUUGGAGUCAGAUCUCGGACACCGGCCAUCAAGAAGACAGCAAAACAAAAUGCAACGCCCAGAAUACUGCAUCCAACAGUCACUUCAGUAGAAGACCAACCACUGAAUAAUGCAGGAACGGAUAAAAAAGGAAACCAAGUGGUACUGGAACAUGUAUCUGAGGAGGACAAAUAUGGUCCAGGGCAUGGUGAAAGCCCACCAGAUUCUACAAAAGAACAUCCAAAUGAGGGGGGAAAUAAUUCUGAGUUAUUAAAUUCUGAGUUAAUAAAUUCACUGACAUCACAAACCUGUAAAGAGGAAAUAAGAGAAGGGCAAAGCCUCAACUUUAAAAUCCGUUUUAAGAGAAAGAGGGGCAAAGUGUGGGAGUUGGACAGACCUGUUGGAGGAGAGGAAUUGAUUAGUAAAACAGAGAAGAGUAUUGAUUCACAACAAUUGGAGCCUUAUAGGGCCAUUUUAGAUUCUGUAUCAAUCUUUAACCUAGAAAUGGAGAAGGGUGCCCAGGCAGAUGAGAAGGAGACUCAUGAUGUACGAUUUUGGAAGAGGCGUAAAGUUAGACGUAGCAGAUUGGGGAGUUUGAAAGAUGGUAGUCUGCGGUUGAUGAAAAGGCAGAAGGAGGUUGCGCCCGUGGACCCGGAGGUUGCGCCCGUGGACCCGGAGGUUGCGCCCGUGGACCCGGAGGUUGCGCCCGUGGACCCGGAGGUUGCGCCCGUGGACCCGAAGGUUGCGCCCGUGAAUCCGGAGGUUGCGCCCGUGGACCCGAAGGUUGCGCCCAUGGACACCAAACAAAGAAAAAAAGUACAGGGUGGGCUCAAUGAGCGAGGGAUGAAUGAUGUGCUAAAUGAGGUUUUUGAGGGUGUUAAACAACUGCCAAGAGAAAAUGGUCAUCCCAUUUUUGGCGAGAGUAUGUCUCACACUGUAGAGGGAAUGAUUUGCGAAGAGACACCAAUUCCUGAUGGGACCUGUGAAAAAGAGAUACCAUCCUUCAAAGAAGACCUAGAAAAUGUAAAGAAUAUUUGUAUUGGAGUAAAUCGUAUUUUUGUUGACAGUGGAACACUGCAUGAACCCAAAGUAAAGGAAGAAGACCAACCCUUACCGAGGAUAAAGUUGCGGCGAAAAAUCCAGGGUUUAUGGGAGGUAGACAGCCAGGAAUUAGAGCAGAGAGAAGCAGAGUAUAAAAAAGAUAAAAAAGAAAUGACAUGCGUUAAGCCAAAAGAAGAGUGCCCUUCCCAGCCAUCUGCCUGCCAGAAACUCAACAGUGCAACCAAAUGCAACAUUUUUAGAGACUCCUCCAGUGGUCAACCUUCCGAACCGCCCCCCCUUACUUUAUCUCUGUCACCCUUGACCCUUAACUCACCCCAACCCGUAGGUUCUGAUGUGAUUGUUUCUGCUCCAGAAACCGUAAACAGGAAAGCCAUGCCAGAAACCAAUUAUAGAGUAGGCAGGGGAAGGGGACGAGGACGAGGAAGAAAAGAGAGACAAAAAACUGAGACUCCGCGGAAGGGUGCAACUGGUGAGACUGGAAGUUCUUGUCUUAGUCAUAACCUGCUACAGAUAGAUAACAGUCUUUCUAGACUCUCUGAAGGGUUAUGCCAGUCACAGUCCUUAGAAAAAAACACACCUUAUUGCCCUCCUUCUACCACAAAAGUUCUAUCUCAGUCUCCCCCAUUCAGUUUUCCAGAAAGGAUGCUUUCUACAGAAUCCAAUUUUGCUACUUGCUGUGAAGAUCUCCUUGACUUUCAGUGUCUCAAUCUUGAAGGGUACUAUCAUCAACAGAACAUCCUUCAAACCUCUCCGAUAGACCUCUGUCCAAUGGAUCCCCCCAGUGGGCCGUUUAGUAGUCCCCUCUCUCAUAGCCCCUCGGACGCUUGGAAUCCAGAAACUCCUUACCUUGGCCCUCCAAGCCCUGGAAGUAUCUUCAAUACAGAGGAUCAGCAAUUUUUUAAUGGCCUCAUGUGCUCCAAAAAUGAGUCUCUCCCUUUGGAUUGUGGAGUUAAAGAUGCAUCCAAAGACAAAGGGCUGCUGAAUCCAAAUUUUAGUUGUCCAUCCCUUAACAGCUCCGAGGGGACAUUUAUGGAUCGUUUUCUGAUGAAAAAUCCUGGAAUGAAAAUUUCAAAAGAGGAUUCGAAGACACAAUCCUUAUCUUCAGCAGCCAAAACCCAGUACUCUGUCAAAGAAUCAUUCAUGACAAAUACCAAUACUCCAUCCGUCGGCUCCCAUCCCCAAAAUGUUCUCAGUCAGAGCACUAAUGUGACAAAGGUUAGUUCUGUCCAUUCACAUUUUAAGGUGCAGACCCAAGUCAAAGCUCCAGGUCCCUUCCAUCAGAUGGGCUCGUCCAACAAAUCUCAAUCUUUUUCCACCUCUCAACCGGUUCAAAGUUCCUUCAAAACUGGGCCACAGAAUUACAUAGCCAAGUCCGUCCAUUCAGAUCAAAUGGCUAGCAAGUUUGGCUCACAAUUAUUCUCUGUGGGAAAUCCUAAUGUGGGAGAUGAUUUCCGCAACAACUAUGACAAAAGUUCCAGUGUAAUUCAGAGCGUUCUUAAGUUUCAAGGAGGGAAACCAAGUCAGAAUUUAAACAGUGCUCCUACUAAAGUUAAUAUUUCCACCGGAAGCCCUAAAAUAUCAAAACCUCAAAGUGCAAAAUCUAGAUACGGUGAAACUGAAAAGGUUCAUCCGAGUAACAAAUGUUCAGCUUCUAGUCCUGGUGGUCAAAAAGGCCGCAUGUCCAGUUAUAGUAUCCCUUCAGAAAAAGAUGCUUUUCAUCCCAAUUCAUCCAACUACCCCGUCAAGUCAAAUCAGCACAAUGACAAAGUCCAUCCAGAUUAUUUUCAGGCAUCGAGUAAAAGUACGCCGACAACGUUUGAGAAGCCCCCCUCCGACAAACCCCAAUACACUGAAACAUGCUUUAACAGCAAGAACUUCUCCAAUCUCCCAAGGCCUUUCUUUUUCCCUAGCCAAGCUCCUCCAAGCUAUGGGUCCCCUCACUGCAGAAGUGUGAACCAGGACAAGCCCUGCUCUGCUGUGCACACCCAGAAUCCGCACUCUUCCUACGUCUCGUCCGUGUCGCCCGACAAACUGUGUUUUGAUUCUUCAGACUUUUCCUUUUCCACCACGCUCUCUCCCUCUAUAUCUCAGCACAAUAGCCCCCAAGUAGCCCACAGCUCUCCCUCUGGACCACAGGCACCAGCAAACAAACAUCUGCCCCCCUCCUCUUCCUACUCUUAUGGUCACCAAGGCCCACCUUAUGUGGUCAACUUUACUGGUGACCACUCCGUGACUAUGGGCCUGGGAGAUUACCCAGGGUCAGCUCCCACCAACUAUACUUACCGGUGCCUCAUGGAGCCUUCGGGCACCCAGGGGAGGCUUGUUCUGGAGCCCUGUGGACCCCAGCUCCCUCACUCACCCUCUCUCUCUGUGGGGGGCUUUUCAGGGCUUAAAGACCCGGAUGAUCUCUGCAAGAGGGACUCACAGGAGCAGUGCCAGCCUGGAGACCACCAACCAACGUCCCACCAUGGUCCCUCUUCCUCCCACUCUUUGAAUGCCCCCGUCUCAGACCGUAAGCCCAAGAGACUAAGGCUGGUGGUGACUGAUGGCCUAGUGGAUCUGGACCUUCAGUACGCAGACUAAUUUAUACUGGUCUGUCUCAUCUGACUUUGAUUCAGUUUGUAAAAUAUCAAUAUAUCAUUAUUGUACAGAAUUGUUCAAGGAGAGCAUACAUCUCCCCCAGUGUUUUUUUUUUAAACAACAAUUUACACAGUCUACCUGUCCUCAUGUUGAUUUAUUGUUACUGUUGUCUGUUCUUUUGGAUACUGUUAUGAUAUGAAUGUCUUAGACAAGAAUUUACUGACAUCUGUGGGGUUUGAGUAAGGCUUAACAUUUUUACUUCUAUUUAUUUUGUGAAUACAACCAUAUUUUGUGUUAAAUUCAGUGACUGAGGAAAACAUGUGAUGAAUAGGUCAGUCACUUCACAAUCCUUUUCUGAUGUGACUUUUCAGAGUCUGUUAUAGCAAAGGUCAGCCUGGAGGUGUGCACACUGGUCCCUCUGGUAGUAUGUGGAGGCCACCUUAUUAUACUGUAACAUAGUUCAAUGGAUUGUUCUUUAAAUACGAGAUGUGAGAUACACAAACCUUUUGUGCAUUUUAAAACAUGGUUACUUGACUACUUGUACUUCAAACAUUUGUUUUAAACUUCUAAAACAAGCAAGAUGUGCCUCUUCCAACAUGUUCCUGUGAUUUUGAACGGCAGGGCUUUGAUUCAUGUUGGUUUAAGUACUGUCUACUCUCUGUAAAAUGUAAAGUUUUAUUGGGUCUUCAUUCUGUUUCACAAAGUACAUAUACAUGCAAGUGGUUCCAGGAGUGUGGAGCUAUUUUAGGUACAAUGUGCUUUUUGUACACGUAUGUUUUUGCACUGCCUUGCCAAAUUGAGAAAGGAUAAGCUCUCAGUGAUGUGUUAACAAAUGCACCGUGCAACAACAAUGCGUGCCCUGUAGAAUGACUUGCUUGUUCCCGGACAGCUCCUCUGGAGGGGGGGCAUGCGUGACAUGAACUGCAGCUCUCCACAGCUGAUGUCUAGAGAACUCACAGUUUCCAGUGAGGGAGACGGGGUGGCUAGGAGACCGACUGCAGUGUUUUCUGCAGAAUGAGGUUUUCUUUGGUGUUGUGUAGGUCAAGGGGUAGGUGAUACCAUGCUAUUGGGGUGACUUGGACUAUGUGGACGCAUUUUGUGUUUCCACCCUUUACCCUCAAUCCACACUAAGAAUAUUUGGUGCUUAUGGCAUUAUUUAUUAUGAAGCAGCAUCAAAGCAUCUGUAGUGAAUUAGAAUUAUAGACAAUGACUUGUUACCUGGAUCUUUUAGUCUUGUCUAGCUCAUUACUUGAUUGGAUCGCACUGGUUAGGCUAGUUGUAGAUGGUGAUCACAAUGAAAUGUUAUCAGAGAAAUGUGUAGUCAGCCAUGUGGUUGCAUGUGUUCUUUUUACAUCCCAGAAUGAGAUUCACAGGGGAUUUUUUGAUAUGGCUGUUGCUCUUCCUUUCACAUUUCUAAUGUCAUUUGAGCAUUCCAUUUUCCUGAUCUAGACAUCAUUUCAGUAGCAAUUUAACAGAGGUACUCAAUAGGACUACAUAGCCUUACAUAAAUACCAUGAAGUAAUGUCUGUCUGUCUGUAUGUGUAUAUGUGCAUACUGUGCACAUAAUGGCCAAUUAACUAUUUAUUUCAAUAUCCUUAUUAAAAAUGGUGCUUUAUUGUAAUUUAAUAUUUUACACAUAAUAUUGAUUGUUUAAAAUAUAAAAGGUUGAUUUAUAAUAGACUAUAGAAAAUAUUGUUUAUUUACUGUUUUAAACACAUUUCAUUUAUCCUUCCCGACUUCUCCCCUGGAUCAACAUUUAGAGUUGUUUCUGGUGGUGUUGUAUAUCAACCUUUUUGAAGAGGUAACGUCUUUCUAAUGGUCUGCUGAACAAUGUAAAUCAUUAAAGACAUUCUUUUUUUGAA